This is a messenger RNA of Tachyglossus aculeatus (Australian echidna), 547 nucleotides long. It is a transcript of the gene RPL22L1, whose product is annotated as ribosomal protein L22 like 1. Gene Ontology annotation, biological process: cytoplasmic translation. The transcript is spliced from 4 exons. Bases 64 to 432 code for a protein of 122 amino acids. The record is from RefSeq and is a predicted model, not a curated record. Gene Ontology annotation, cellular component: ribosome. Lineage: Eukaryota; Metazoa; Chordata; Mammalia; Monotremata; Tachyglossidae. Gene Ontology annotation, molecular function: structural constituent of ribosome; RNA binding.
GUAUAAAAGCGCGGCGCGUUGGCUUCCCCUUCCCUGUCUUUGUGGCUUCUUCGCCUGGCCAAGAUGGCGCCGCCAAAGGACAGAAAAGCUAAGAAAUCAACCUGGAAGUUUAGCCUUGACCUUACCCAUCCAGUAGAAGAUGGAAUCUUUGAUUCUGGAAACUUCGAGCAGUUUUUGAAGGAAAAGGUUAAGGUCAAUGGGAAAACUGGAAACCUGGGAAAUGUUGUUCAUAUUGAACGCUUCAAGAACAAGAUUACAGUUGUAUCCGAGAAACAGUUUUCCAAAAGGUACUUGAAAUACCUUACCAAGAAGUACCUCAAGAAGAACAACCUUCGAGACUGGCUUCGGGUGGUUGCCUCUGAUAAGGAGACCUAUGAGCUGCGGUACUUCCAGAUUAGUCAAGAUGAUGAAGGAUCUGAAUCUGAAGACUAGGUGCGGCCUUCUAAGUGGCAGGGCUGGGUUUUUUAAGUACAGUGUAUAACAGUCUGAGACAUCUAUUUAUAACAGCACUUCCUAACUUAUUGGUGAAUAAAAACAUUGUACUCUA